CCUCACCCCUCGCGGCGGCGCGUGUGCCCCAGGUUUCCGCCAGAUCGCCCUGAACAAGGUGGCCGUGCUGCUGCUGGCCGGCGGGCAGGGCACGCGCCUGGGCGUGGCCUACCCCAAGGGCAUGUACCAGGUGGGGCUGCCCAGCCAGAAGACCCUGUACCAGCUGCAGGCAGAGCGCAUCCGGCGGGUGGAGCAGCUGGCUGGCGAGCGGCACCGCACCCGCUGCACCGUCCCCUGGUACAUCAUGACCAGCGAGUUCACCCUGGGGCCGACUGCCCAGUUCUUCAAGGAGCAUGACUUUUUCCACCUGGACCCUGGCAACGUGGUCAUGUUUGAGCAGCGCAUGCUGCCCGCCGUGGCCUUCGACGGCAGGGCCAUCCUGGAGCGGAAAGACAAGGUGGCCAUGGCCCCAGGUAGGCUCCCGGGGCGCAGCGAG
This is a messenger RNA of Condylura cristata (star-nosed mole), 436 nucleotides long. RefSeq names its product UDP-N-acetylglucosamine pyrophosphorylase 1 like 1 (gene UAP1L1). Gene Ontology annotation, molecular function: UDP-N-acetylglucosamine diphosphorylase activity. The annotation marks the transcript as partial. The transcript has 2 exons. NCBI's taxonomy places the organism in Eukaryota, Metazoa, Chordata, Mammalia, Eulipotyphla, Talpidae. Gene Ontology annotation, biological process: UDP-N-acetylglucosamine biosynthetic process. The record is from RefSeq and is a predicted model, not a curated record.